This is a messenger RNA of Kwoniella shivajii, 1497 nucleotides long. RefSeq lists its product as uncharacterized. Gene Ontology annotation, molecular function: metal ion binding. Lineage: Eukaryota; Fungi; Basidiomycota; Tremellomycetes; Tremellales; Cryptococcaceae. The transcript is spliced from 5 exons. Bases 1 to 1497 code for a protein of 498 amino acids. The record is from RefSeq and is a predicted model, not a curated record.
AUGGAACCCAACGAAACUGACGGGAGGGAUAACGGUAUUGGACCACCACCUCCAUCGAAUCGAAAUCACCGAUCACAAACACUCCAGCGUUCCACAAACGGCAGACAAGCUAAUAGACCAUUACACUCGGAUGCACAAGCAUUAGGACCGACUCAUCAAUGGUUGAACUCUACCAUUCCAUUAUCCCCAUCACUGAUCUCAUCCCCAGCUUCAGAAGCAAGCACGCGAUCAUGGAUGAGACGACCUCCGGUACCAUUCAGUUCCCCGGAAUCCGCGAGUGAUAGAACGCCCGAACCUCUCAGAAAUCCAGGUUAUCUUUCCGAUGGUACUCGAGCAGAUUCACCACAUCCCGAUUCAGAAGCUUAUGGUCAAAUCUAUGGUGAAGCGACAAGAAGAGAGUAUGAGAGAAGACGAGAUGCGGAAUUGGCCGUUCCACCAUACUUUAGAAGUUCCGGUCAAGCAAGAUCAAGUCAUGUUGGUUUUAGCAGAUCCUCGAGCCCUCAAGACGAGUCGAGGGGAUUGACAAGAGGAGGACGUCAAAGGAGGAAUACAUGCGAGGAUGAGAGAAGAAGAGGUGAAUCAUCUAGAAUUACUCACCCAGCUCCAGCUUCCACCUCCGCACCUGAUUGGACCGACGUAACAAUUCAAGCACUUCCAUCAUCGGCACUACGAUGUCAAUUCGGAUCCCCUCAAUUGUCCAAUACCUUAGAUCCAGAAGGUCUCGUUAAUCCAACCUCAUCGCCCACAGCUCAAGUUUCAAGCAACGACCACUUUCAAAGACAUUUGGAAGAAGAAAUGAAAUGCCCCAUUUGUAUGAGUGUCAUGGUUGCUCCUCAUCUAUUCACACCUUGUGGUCACGCAGUAUGUGGGAUUUGUGGGAUCGAGUGGAUAAGGGUUCGGGUCGGGGCCGAGUUACGCUGUGUUUGUCCUACGUGCCGAAGCUCAGUCGACUCGGAGCACCCGCUCAUACCCGCUCGAGCACUUGAAAGUAUAAUCAGGACAUGGAUAGACAACAAAAUGACCACCGAGGGUGGAUGGGAUGGAUUGGCUGAAUAUGAAGAAAGGACAGAGAUUUGGCGAGCCCAUGAUGCGAGCUCCUCAGCAUUUAAUAUCCCUUCUUUCACUCCUCAAGUCCUCCGUACACCUGAUAUAUUCAUCGAGCAAUACUAUAGUGGUAGAAGAGCCCCUAGACCUGGUUUCCCCAUAAAUCACGCAAGAGAAUUAAUGGACCGUGCGCAAGCUGCAGCGUUGGCCAUCCAUCGUCGUGGGCCCAAUGAACAGGUAGGAUCUCGUGGGGUGAUGAUUGAUCAGGAGAGAGGAGCCAUGACAAGAGUGUCCCUGUCGCAGCUCGGGUAUGAUGAAGCCCAGAUCCAUUUUGUACAAGAGAUGCUUACACGUAUCCGGCGUGUACAGCUUGAACAGCGUGAACGAGGCAUGGCAGAUCCCAAUGUCGAAUUACGACCACAGGAGGAUAAUAGAGGGGGGAGAAGAAGGUGA